CGCUGAACGUAUAAAGAAGCCCUGCCUGGACCACCCACAACUCGUAGGCUCGCUUCAUCAUGUCCAGCACUCGUGAGGAAUUGAUUGCCAAUGCGGUGAGCUUCCUUAAGGACGCACAAGUGUCGUCGUCUCCACUGGAGAAGAAGGUUGAGUUCCUGGAGAGCAAAGGCUUGACGAAGGAGGAGAUUGAGGAGGCGAUGAAGAGAUCGCAGGAGAGCGUUGAUCGCUCUCCGCCAGCACAGAGCUCCUCUGGCACGCAGAGCUCCUCAGGCUCAGAGCAAGGUGUGCAGUCGUAUCACCAGCAGGCUCACAGUGCUCCACAGUACUACACGCCUGCGCCGCCACCUGUUCCGGAGAAGGACUGGAAGGACUACUUCAUCAUGGCAACAGCCACUGUGGGUGUUGGGUUUGCGCUGUACGAGAUCACGAAGCGGUAUCUCAUUCCCAACGUGCUGCCGGACUCGAAGUCGAAGCUGGAUAAGGACAAGGAGGCGAUUGAAGAGGAGUUUCUGAGAAUCGAGGCCACGCUGAAGGAGAUUGCUGAUACUCAGCAGCAGCUGAAGGAGGGCGAGGCGGAGAAGGCCAAGGCCAUCGACGCCGUCAUCGACUCCGUCCAGGACCUGGUGAACGACUCCAAGGAGAAGAACUCGAAGGUGGAGGACGAGGUGAAGUACCUCAAGUCAGAGAUUGAGAACCUGAAGGCCUCUCUAGACCGUGCGCUAGAUAAGCAGCAGUCGUCCAUCGCCAAUGAGGUUGCCAGCAUCCAGCACGAGCUGAACUCCCUGCAACAGCUGAUCAAGUCCAAGAACUCCCUGGCGAAGGAAUUGGGCAGCAAUGGUACCAAGGAGACGGCAACAUCGCCAGUUCCACCGGCGUCGUCAAUCCCUUCUGCCUCUGAGAUCUUGAAACGGGCAAACCUCGCAACAUCAUCAGCUGUCAGCUCUCCUCAGCCACAGUCCUCGUCGCACAUCUCGUCGAAUCCUCAGAUUCCCUCCUGGCAGAGAUCAGCUGCUGUGAAUACACCGGCAACGAGUGCCCUUUUAUCUGAAGAGAGUCUUCCUGAGAGACCUGAUAGUGUUGCUAUGAACCACAAGUCAUAUUCGCAGUCAACUGCUCAACAGGAAAUACCGUUAUGGCAGCAAGCAGCCAGUGCUAAUGCCGUUGCAACUGUCCAUGCUGAACAGUCCUUGACUACAGCUUAUGAACAGGAGGCGAGUGAAGAAACAGCUGAGAGUGGAUCAGCCCAGUAAUGCGCUUGAGCCUCUAUCGUCAUUACGAGUUCGCCUAUAAUUGCCAUAGUCCAUACAUUAUUAAUUAAUACAACCACUCAUCUGAGAUCCCUCA
Williopsis jadinii is the source of this 1344-nucleotide messenger RNA. RefSeq lists its product as uncharacterized. Gene Ontology annotation, cellular component: peroxisomal importomer complex; peroxisomal membrane. Gene Ontology annotation, biological process: protein import into peroxisome matrix, docking. The transcript has a single exon. The record is from RefSeq and is a predicted model, not a curated record. NCBI's taxonomy places the organism in Eukaryota, Fungi, Ascomycota, Saccharomycetes, Phaffomycetales, Wickerhamomycetaceae. The coding region runs from base 60 to 1250 and encodes 396 amino acids. Gene Ontology annotation, molecular function: signaling receptor binding.